Miscanthus lutarioriparius is the source of this 999-nucleotide messenger RNA. NCBI's taxonomy places the organism in Eukaryota, Viridiplantae, Streptophyta, Magnoliopsida, Poales, Poaceae. The record is from the annotation of a GenBank genome assembly.
AUGGCACAGAACCACAGAACUACUGCGGUUGCGCUACCUAUGACCAUCGCCGGCGGCGUGCCCGUGCCUCAGGACGGUGGCCGCGCCGUCAAUCAUUCCGAUAGGCCCCAGGAGUUACAGGAAAUCAAGCUUGUUGUACAAGAUGUCAACGGCACCAUAGAGAUCCUUCUGAAAGGGCAUGUGACGAUUGUGCACAGCCGCGACCCUCAAAACUCCGGCGGCGACGAAGCCGCAGCAGGACAAGGCGGGGAUAGUAAUACUACGGCCACGACCGGGCACGCCGCGGCCACCGCCAACGUCGAUUCUGAGUCUGAGGUCAACGACCUGGACCGAAUCGAUAUCCGCGUCGAUGUUGGGGACCUAGAGAGCAUCCGCGGAUGGCUGAUGGCAGCGGCCACGCUCUUCGCCAGCAUCGCGUAUCAGGCGGCGACCGAGCCGCCGGCCUGGAUGCCCAGCGCCAAGGACGCGAUCGACGUGUUGGCCGACUACGCACCUACUUCUUCUCCCGUCACCAUGGGGCUAGCUCUGAGGACGUUUGCACACAUGUUCUUCAACAUGGGCUCUCUAGCGAUUUCGCUGACACUGGUGGCGUUGCUGCCCACGAUGAACAAGGCGACGCCUAUGCGAAUAUGGAAGGUUGUGAUCCAAAUGGUCACGGUGCUCACUUUAACCGUCGCUUGUUCCUUCUGCAACGGCAUCUCCGAGGAUAUGGGCGUGAGUUUUGUGGUUACGACCAUCAUAGCGGUCUACGCCAUAACCACCGCCUUGUAUAUGCGCGGAAUGCUGUCCCCGGGACAUGAUCCCGUUGAGACUAGAAUCCGCAACCUCAACCUGCUGGGCUGGCGUCGCAGGGCACCAUCACAUAAUCAGCCACCUGCUGCCACUCAUCAUUCCAGGCUGCCUGCUUACCAACACGUCUUGAAUUGUAACUUACUACUGUGUCUCAAAAGUCAAAACAGCACGCGAUCAUAUACGAGGGGAUUUCGCUCGUUGCCUUAG